Molecule: messenger RNA, 995 nt
Organism: Ectocarpus sp. CCAP 1310/34
Lineage: Eukaryota; Phaeophyceae; Ectocarpales; Ectocarpaceae
Source: the annotation of a GenBank genome assembly
CCCCACCUUGCGCCCCACUUUCAUCACGCUCGCAUACGACAACCGGGGUGGAGCCCGCUGUCGUACUCGCAGGGCAGGACCACACCAUCACGAGGGAGGUUAUUUGCCAGGACAGCGCGGGAUUUAUUCACGGUGCCGAAAUGGAAUGGAUGCGGAGCGCCGUUUUCGGCGAGGACACCCCAUCACCUGUCAGGGUUAUUACGAGGCUGUUACGGCGGGCGGCGAGGAGAAAGAGGACAGCGAUGAUGCAGGAACACAUCGCGAGAUGCAUCCAGGGCGCAAAAGAUGACGACCCCUUCCUACAAAAUCUUAGGGUUUACGUGCGGAGCCAAAUCGCGAGCGGUCUUCGCGGAGACCUAGACGGCGUCAAGAAAAAGGUGUGGGAGAGGGUGGACCCCCUCUUCUUCGAGGGGCGUAGACGCUGGCUCGGCCCGCUUUGGAAGAAGGUCAAAGAUCUUCCCCCGACCACGCGCUUGAUACCCGACGCUUGGAAUGGCCACGUUGACGGAGUCGCCGCCUUAGAACACCGCAAGGCUGAUACUAAGGCGGCGACUGCGUUCACCUUGACCCGCUUUGCUGGCUGGGAGGGUAGACUCCGGGCGUGGAUAAGUCAGCCGGAAGUAUUGGAGGCAGGGUUGCAAGACUACCAGGAAGAGAGGGCGUUGCACUACCUAUCCUGCAUCAUCAAUCACGUGGAGGAAGUGGGUUGAUACAGUAGUCAGCUAGCGAGUGAGGCAUUUGUGGAAGGGCUUGCGUGUCAUCUCCGCAUCCGUGUAUGAACAAGUCAAAACUUCCAUCCUCCUGGAUCUGCACGCUCCUGCGGUGAUUGCAGGUUUGAGAGAGCGCGCCGUGUGUUUAUUUCUGGUAGGAAUGAGUGUGUUGCAGCUACCACCAAUUCCUGGCGCUCGGGUCUUGAAUCAACCAUCCGAUUUCAUCUUGUUAAUGUGUAUUCCACGGCCAAGUAGCUGAGGUACUCUCCCCAUGCCCGCGCUCCU